CGACGGUACUAUAAAGCUUUUAAGUCCGAGUCUCGGCUAAGAUUAAGAGCGCAGGUGCUGCUGCACAGACAGGACUCUAUGGGACAGCAAAAUAAUCAAUAAAAAUGGAAAAAAUGACUGAGGUAGUUGCAACCAAGUCUCAGGAGGAGUAUGAAGAUGACUUUGAAAAGGAUCUUGACUGGCUAAUCAGUGAAGAGGGCCGAAGUGAAGAGCAGGGCUGUGAAUAUGAUGCAAAAAAAGACAAAGAGGAGGAGGAACACGUGAAAGCAGUAAUAGCGAAAAUAAUUGAAAACGGGAGCCAAAAACCAGGCCAUGUGGAAGAGGAUGAGGAGAGGUGGCCCUCUCCUAUGGAGCCAUUAGAGUACGACAUAGACCAGGAGGGCCCAAGUAAAUCAUCGCCUCUUGAGGCAGAGGAGCAGUCAGAUGAAGAAAAGAAGUACAUGUUAGAGAAAAUCCAGCAGGCUAACAAGGAGCUGCAAGAGCAGGAAACGCCAGAUGUGACUAGAAGGAGGCGGCUACAUUUUAAAGAGACACUGGUGGACCUGGUGGUGCCCCCAAUUGAUCUUCAGGCAGAAUGCAACACCACUGAGAAUAAUGAAAAAAAUAGCAGCAAAGGUGAAACAACGGUUCCUGGUGCAGACACAGAAGUAUCGGGGAAGAUGUCUGAGUUGAAGCUCUCUCCUCGUAAUGAAAGCAUAAGAUUGAAGGGAUCGAACGAUGAGGACCUGGAGCAAUCUAAGGAGAUUAAAGUUCUUGUGGAAAAAAAUGGGAAGUUUGACUUUGUUAGUAUGAAGGAUGUGGAGUGUCAGAGUGUCCUCCCUCCUAUAACAAACAAUGUAGGCAAUAGUACACAGUCUUCACCAGGUAUCCAUCAGCGGGUGGGCAAAACCUACAGCUCCUUCUCUCCUCAGCACCGUAUCGGCUCAUCCUCCUUUAACUUUGGCAUCAAUCCACUUCAAGCACCAAGACCUCCGACUCAGCCCAAGAUCAGACCCAGUUCAGCCAGUCAUAGCCAGAGAGGGACCCAGAGCAAAAACAGCAAGAGGCGGGUGCAGUCUGCAGCAGGAACACCAUCACAGGCCACCUAUACCCUCUCACCACAACAGAAAGAGCUGCUGCAGAGGAUCCAGGAGAAGAAGGAGAGGCUCGCUAGAGAGGCAGAGCAGAGGAAACAUGAAGAAGAGGAGCUUAAGAGACAGGAGAAUGAGCAGGCCUUUAAAGCGUGGUUGAUGAGGAAAAGAGAGCAGCUUAAUGAGGAGAGAAGGAUCCAACGUGCAAAGGAGAUAGAGAUGAUAAAAAGAGACUCCUGUGACCCAGAAGAGGCCUUCAGGUCAUGGCUUCAGAGGAAAAAGGAGCAGCAACAGAGAGAGAGGCAGCUGGUGGAGCUCAGGAAACUUGAGGAGGACAGUAGUUACCUCUUACACAGCAGAGAGGAGUGUGAGCGUGCCUUCAAACUGUGGCUUAAGCGUAAACACGCUGAAAAGCGAGCAGAACAGCAGGCAGUCAGAGAGCACUCCCGUAGGCUGGUGAUGGAGGAGCGCCGUGCACGCCAUAUGAGGGACCUGAUGUGCCCUGUCAGUGAAACAAGGCCCUUUCGGUUCAUGGAGCAGCUGACAUCUUUAAUGAAAAAAGAAGGUUUUCAUCUCUAAUUCUAACUUCAGCUGUCUAAAACAUAAAUAAUUCUGAAACACACACGCUCACCAUUCAGAUAUUAUAGAAUGUGCAAAAUUAUACUAUCUCUUUAAGAAAAAAAUAUAUUCAGUAUGAAAAAUGUUACAAUUAUUACAAUUCCCCAAUAUUGAAUCAGUGUAUCACCUACUUUGAAAACAUAACUAUUACUGGAAAUAAAAAAAUAAAAAAACUGAGUGAAAUUGUAGUGUUAGCAUUAGUACUUAGAUGCUGUAAGAUAUUUGGACUUAAAAUUAUAAAAAAAAA
Cyprinodon variegatus (sheepshead minnow) is the source of this 1935-nucleotide messenger RNA. RefSeq names its product coiled-coil domain containing 181 (gene ccdc181). The coding region runs from base 105 to 1649 and encodes 514 amino acids. Gene Ontology annotation, molecular function: microtubule binding. The record is from RefSeq and is a predicted model, not a curated record. NCBI's taxonomy places the organism in Eukaryota, Metazoa, Chordata, Actinopteri, Cyprinodontiformes, Cyprinodontidae. The transcript is spliced from 6 exons.